This is a messenger RNA of Tribolium castaneum (red flour beetle), 1032 nucleotides long. RefSeq lists its product as uncharacterized. The transcript has 7 exons. Lineage: Eukaryota; Metazoa; Arthropoda; Insecta; Coleoptera; Tenebrionidae. The record is from RefSeq and is a predicted model, not a curated record. The coding region runs from base 99 to 896 and encodes 265 amino acids.
UGUGCAUGGCGUGCGCUGAAUUAUAAUAUAACCUAAAAUUAGCACAAACGUCAAUUUCUACUAAAAACUUAUUAAAAAGUGUUUGUUUGAGUGGAUUAAUGAUGUCGAAGCCUGAUUUAAAAUCCGUUAUUGAAUUAAAGAAGGAAGUUGCGCGUAUGGAAGAAGUUGCCAACUUUCUCCGAAUUGAAAACUUCGAAUAUGCCCUGAAGAUCAAUCGAUUGGAAAAUAUCAUCACAAGUAUACAAGCCGUAACCAAGGAUCACCCUGCAAAGCUUGUAGAACUAUCUGAUGGUUUACUCAAAAUUAUUCACACUUGCAACGAAGUGAAUCCAUCGACAGCCCCAGCUCCAGAAACCAAAGAGACGACUCCCAAGGACCAGAGUCAAAUCUCCGUGAAGGUAACUCCAGCGUCGCCAUCAACAUCAAGACCAAGCAAAGCCCAUGUGGUAAAGCCCCAUAUGGUAAAUGGACACAUACUAUACAUUCCCACCAUAAAUCUGACACGAAUAAGUGAAAACAAUUCGUUACAAAGGGAAAAUAACUCCUUGGUUGAGGAUUCGACUUUGAGAGGGACUACAGCAGCAUCGACUUCGUCUCAAACGAUUGAGACUGAAAAUAAUUCAACACGUGAGUUCCAUAGUGGCAGUGUUUCGCACUUGGAGAAUGUUUCUCAAGCGUCGACGUCGAGAUCACCGACACAUUCGACUGUACUUUCAGGAACGUUUCAAGAAGUAAAAAUAUAUCUUAACCAAGUGAGCCAAGAAAGUAUUAACGGAGAAACGCGAAAAUCUGUUUCUCCACGACGACCAUCUGCUUCUCCGAGACGACUAUUACGUCGACACAGGUCGAGUGGCUUAUUGAGCAGUGUCACUACAAGAAGACACAACCGAAAAUAAAUUUGUUAUAAUAUAAUUAAUUCAUUAUAAUUUUCUGGGCCCAGUUUAUUUAUUAUAGGUUUUUUGCAUACUAUAAUGGGUCGGCAACGUUUGUGACAAUUUCAAUUAUUUGAAUAUAAUUCCUUUCAAGCUUGAA